AUGACGGCCUUCGUUUUAUUAGUUGUUGUCGGUGGGUUUUUGCCGACUGUGCUCGGUGUAGGGUACCAUGGUAAAAGACCCCCUACUCAAGGCGUAUGUUAUUAUGACAACAUCUAUGCUGCUCAUUUCAGCUACAGGAGAGGGAUUUGUGAAGGCCCGUGGGAUUGGUGCAGAAUUCACAAAUGUUGGACAACAUGUGGAUCAGACAGAAGACAAUCCCCAAUCAACAUAGACCCAUAUAGGGCAAAAUGGAGAUCCUAUGGACACCUAGAGCUGAUAAAUUUCAACAGAAGAGUUCCAGCACAUAUAUAUAACAAUGGACACUCUCCGCACUUUGAAGUUAAGGUAGACUACUUCAAGAGGGGCAAUAACAUAAUUUUGAAAAAUGUUCCUGGAAGGCCGAGAUAUAGAGAAUAUAUCUUUGCUCAGCUUGAGGUGCAUAUCGGCCAUGAGGAUGGCAGAGGGUCAGAACACUCAAUUAACCACAGAUUCUACCCAAUGGAGGCCCAACUAGUAUUUUACGACAGUAGAUAUUCAGAUUUAUCCCACGCAAUCUCACAUCCCGACAGUUUGGUAGUCAUGGCCGUUAUGCUCGAGGUAGACAGAGGGUAUUAUAAACCUUUAAAUGACGAUGAUGAUGAUGACGAUGAUGAUGACGACGAUGACGACGAUGACCGUGGGAGAAAAAGAAGAAUAAAAGAUGGCUACCUCGGAUGGAGGUACUACAAAGGGCAAGGAAAGUGCAGAGUUCAGUAUGCACACACUUUAAGUUAUCUUAUGGAGAAAUACUUUCGAAAGAUUAGGAGGCACUGGCCUGUGGUACACAAGCAUUAUUCUGACUACCGACCGAAAGAUUUUCGAUGUGGCAGAAAACCAAGUUAUGACUUCAUUGAUCGCCAUUGUUUCAAAAGAAAGACAUACUAUGAUGACUACGUUCAUGUGAAUUAUGGAAUUUCCCCAGCAGAUGUCCUUCCAUAUGAUCAAAGAUUCUACACGUACGCCGGAUCUUUGACUUCGCCACCUUGCUACGAAACUGUUCAAUGGAUUGUCUUUAAGUGCCCAGUUAGAGUCUCAAGACGGGUCAGUAGAACUUGA
This is a messenger RNA of Saccostrea echinata, 1095 nucleotides long. RefSeq names its product nacrein-like protein. The record is from RefSeq and is a predicted model, not a curated record. Gene Ontology annotation, cellular component: cytoplasm. NCBI's taxonomy places the organism in Eukaryota, Metazoa, Mollusca, Bivalvia, Ostreida, Ostreidae. The coding region runs from base 1 to 1095 and encodes 364 amino acids. Gene Ontology annotation, molecular function: carbonate dehydratase activity; zinc ion binding. The transcript is spliced from 8 exons.